Linum trigynum is the source of this 4515-nucleotide messenger RNA. NCBI's taxonomy places the organism in Eukaryota, Viridiplantae, Streptophyta, Magnoliopsida, Malpighiales, Linaceae. The record is from the annotation of a GenBank genome assembly.
UAAAAUCUAUGAUUUUGUACAACUUCAAGGUUCACAUCAAUUGGAGCAAAAUCAAGUCGUUCGGGUUGGGUAUUGCCAAUGAAUCGGGUCAAGUUUACUUCCCCCCGCCCCAACACAUAGACAACACAACCCUAACCUGACAAGCAACCCUCAAUUGAUUUUUGUUCUCUCUCUCUCUGUCUCUUCCGCCAAUCAACACCCAACUCCUUCAAUCAACGAUUUCCUCCAUCACCCUCUCAAUUAGCUCGUUGUGUGUUCCCCCAUCACCUUCGCAAUUAGCCCAAUCCCCAUCCCCUUGAAAGCUUUGUUUGUCUCCCAAAUCUUUAGUGCCACCAACCUCGACCUUCUUUCAAUCAAGAAGGGAAUGCAUCAAUCAAUGAGUUGCCUUUGCAAGAUGAUGGCGAUCAAGGAAAUAUGGUUGGUGUGUUAAAGUACUUCGAGUGAUCCUCAUAAUAAUGAUAUCAUUUCUCAACGAAAACACAAGGAUUAUAUGAGGAUGAAAUUGAGGGUGAUGGUGAUGAUGACGAUGUUGAGGAUUUAGAUGUUAAUAUUGAUCCUAACGAUCUUAUAUGAUUUCUACUCUUUCUAUUAACUAGAUUAGGUAUUUUCUAUGUGGUUUCAGGUUGCAUAUUUUUUUGGGUUUAUUGUAUGUAUAAGAACAAAUCCAUGAUUUUAUUUGUGUUUAUUAAGGAGACAAACUUAUCUUACGAGUCAUUUAAGGUAUAUAUGGUUGGCUGUUAUUUAGGAUAUGCAUAUUUUUGCUUUUUGAUUUUUAAGUGAUAAUUUUAAUAUGAACAUUAAAGUUUUAUGAUUCUAUGAUUUAAAUCUAGGAUUCCAAUUUUAUAUCAAUUUUUUAUUUUACGUAAACUCUCGAUUUUGACUGCAUUGGUUGAGAUAAGUUUUUUUUUUUUAAAAGAAAAGAAGGUUGGGAGAAGAAGAAGUCAAGGAAGGGAGUGUUUUACAGGACUUCAUUUAUUUAAUUUUUUUGCCUUUUUUUAUUUUUAAUUAAUAAGUGAUGUGGAUGCCACCUCAACAUUGGAUGCUGAGUCUCUAACGAAGAAUUGUUUGACUGUCAAUAUUAGCGGUUUAAAGAAAAUUUUGGAGCAAAUUUAUCCAAUAGUUUCAAAAUUGACCAUUUAAUCACAAAUGUCUUAUUUAAAAAAUAGUGUCAGAAUUGUUACAUAAGCUAAACUUCGAAUAAAACUAGAGUAUUAACCCUUAAAAUUACGCCUCAUAUAAUAUCCUUUACCGUGGGACUACUAGAACGUUACACGAUAGCUGUUCCGAGAAAGGAAAGGUUGAAAAUGGACAACCCGUCGAAUCCCAGUUCUUCGAGAUACUUUCUUAGGAACUCCUUGGCCAUCAAGAAAUGGUGGUUAGAUAUUUUUUUUCUUUCUCCUACCGUUUCCCUUCUAUUUUUGUUUUUCCUUUUCCCAUUGUUCUUCCCCUUGCUUUCAUUGUCUCAUCUAUCCACAAUCCACAUGCUCUGUAUAUGUAAAGCUACCUCCAGCUUUAGCCUAAGGUUAGAUUCAUUUCCUGGCAGAGGAUAGGAGAUUUACUACUGAUGCUAGUAAUCGAAGAGUAAUCAACCAGCUUCAGGUAUGGCUGAUUUCAUGAAUGCGCCCCCGAAAUCCGAGGAGCAAGACGAUGUACCGAAGCCGCCGCCGCGGCUCUGCGAUUACUGCAACCAAGCUACCGCCGUGCUGUACUGCAGAGCAGAUUCGGCCAGGCUAUGUCUCGCCUGCGACCGUGAAGUUCAUUCCACCAACCAGCUCUUCACCAAACACACUCGAUGGCUGCUCUGCGACGCUUGUGACGCCUCCCCUGCCUCCAUCUUCUGCGAGACGGAGCGCUCCGUUCUCUGCCAGAACUGCGAUUGGGAGACCCACCGACACUCCUUCUCCUCGCUUCACAGCCGGAGGCCGAUCGAUGGGUUUAGCGACUGCCCUUCGGUGAAUGAAUUGAUGGGUCUUUUAGGGUUUGAAGAUUUGGGGGUUAAGAGUAAAAAUGGGUUGAUGAUUUUGGGGGAAGAAGAUAACGAUGGGUUGGUUUGGUCUGUUCCCGACGAGUCGGAUCUGGUAGAUGGCUACUCCGAAUUCCUUGUUUGGGAGAGCCCUCCUGUUGGUAGCAUCGAUGAUUUGAUAGUUUCUGUGGAUUCGGGUCGGGAUUUGAAGGCAUUGGGAGUUCCUCCUCUGCCCAAGAACCGGAAUGCGGCCUGCGGACGAUACAAGGAGGAAAUAAUCCGGCAGCUUCGUCGAAUGGCAAGGUUAGAACCUCAAUCGAAUUCCGAGAAGGGAGAAUUUGAUCACACCGGGUCGUUGGGAUCACUCGCUCCUGAACAAAACUCGCUUCAAACAAGCACCGGUUAUGAGCCCCAUGUUGAACCAGCGUUGUUCCCUUAUUAUGAGGAACAUGUUUUUCAUUGGCACAAUGAUAACGAAGAUGCUGCAAAUCAAGCAUUUGUUUCUUCUAUACUGAGGGCCAACUUAGACGAACAUUCUGCAACUCCUGACAAGCAGUCUAAUGCAGCUGGGGAAGGAACGUUUGCGAAUGAUGGCGAUGAAGCUGCACAACCCCAUCACCCUGCUACAACAUUACCGGCCACAGCUCCGAAAGUUACAGCAUACGAGUUGUUAAACAGCCAGGAGAGGGACUCUGCGAUCUCAAGGUACAAGGAGAAGAAGAAAACAAGAAGGUAUGAUAAGCAUAUUAGGUACGAAUCGAGAAAGGCUCGAGCAGAAAGCCGAACGAGAAUCAGAGGGCGGUUUGCUAAGAUCGAAUAGUGAUUAAAUACUAUGGUCCUCUUAAAAGUCGUUUUGCAAGACUUACUAGAAGUCUGUCCAGACAUUUGCCUGAAUGCAAAAUAGUAUAUGCUCUCUGGCUGCAUCGGUACAUAGGGAUAGACAUCAAAAUAGCACAUGUUCUCAUUUUUAUGUGUUCUCUGGCACACUGCCUCUUACAGUGUGGUUCACAAUGUAUUUGGCUACCAUACCAGCACUGAGGUGGCAUUCUGCGCGUCCUGAUGUUGUUGGAUCUCCUUGUGCGAUAACCAGCCCUGCUGCAAAUGCGUGGGGCGGGCGAUCCAACGGUGUUAUCACGCGUUGAACUCCUCCCACCUCAGCAAAAUAUCCAAAUUGGUGGUUGACGAGGACAGUUUUACGCCAGCAAGGUGUGUCAUUACAGCUGGGGCCAGAUUCCAGAAUCUAAUAGCUCUGUAAGGAAAUGGCAGGUAUAUAUCAUCGCUGCCUGCAGAAUGGUAGGCGAACAGCACAGACUUUCUAUUUCCUGUUGUAAAAUCUGUAGUUAUGAGUUAAUGUAUGUUUUGGCUUUUGUGUUAGCUUGUUAAUGCGAUGCAUUUGGAAUGUAGAAUUGGUAGGAGAGAACAAGAGAGAGUGUGUGUAUCUGGUGAUUGUCCCUGUGGCAGUGUUUAAUAAUGUCAAUGUCGUUGAGGAGUCCAUAUUGAGUUAGGUUUUUCAAUAUCCUCUUUGCCAUGCGAUCGUAGUCCUUCCGCCGCUUCUUUCAGUUCUGCAGCGGUGGUGGAACAUGAGCCAAGGUUGCAGGUGAAAGCUUCCUUGCACACCCACGAUGGUUUCUAAGUAAGCCACCCACAGCUGCCAUGCCAAUUGGAGAGAGGACCAAUCCGAUGGAUUGAAGUUGGAUCAAUCCCUCUCUUGGUGGAUUCCAUCCAAUCAUCUUAGAAUGUCGUUGCACAGUCUUAAUGUUGGUUGUCUUCUGAACACUCUGGUGCGCCUGCUAGACAAUGUCGAACCAAGGUGGGAUCAUUGUGAUCAAACCAUUCUUCAAGAAAGUUGUUCCUUCAAUAACCUCUUCAUUCCUGUACUUCGAAAGGUGCCAACAUUCGACACCAAAUUCGGUACUAGUGUCAUGAUUCUCGAGGUUAGUAAUCAACCAUUCCAUCAAAGGCAUAUUCAGGUUCUGCACUGCCAAAAAUACCUAAAGCUUCUCCCAAAUGCUUAUGUCUUUACAGCAGCUUUGCACAACGUGGUCAAUGGUUUCUUCCUCAUAUUUGCAGUAGUUGUAGCAGCUAUUCGUCGUAAUCUUUCUCCCCGUUCUCACUUUGUUAGUAAGCAGACGCUGAUGCAUCACAAGUCAUAGGUUAAGAUUUGGUGCCUCCAUUCAUGCAAUCAGCAAGAGAGCAUCAUCAGGGAGAACAUAUAUCAGCCUAUCCCAAUCUCACUCACCUUCCUCCGUGGUCCAAUCCGCCACCAUCGAGUCAUUGUCAUAUUCAGUAAUAUCAUAAGGAAAGAAAUUCUCCAAGACAGUAUCACUAUCGAGUCAAGAUUGAGUCCAGAACUUGAUAGUCUUCCCAUCUUUUGUGCUCCAACAUGUGGCAUGUUUCUUCAGAGUCACGCCUUUAACAAUAAAUUUCCUGUGAGAACCUCGCUUCUAGGGAUUCUCGAUACUGAUCUUUGGCACUCGUGAUAAUUAGGGAUUUAGGGGUCGAGAGAAAGAAUUAGGGAUUUAGAUGAGAAAGAAUAGAAUUGGGAAUCGGCC